This is a messenger RNA of Betta splendens (Siamese fighting fish), 3031 nucleotides long. It is a transcript of the gene gcm2, whose product is annotated as glial cells missing transcription factor 2. Gene Ontology annotation, cellular component: nucleus. Gene Ontology annotation, biological process: regulation of transcription by RNA polymerase II; gliogenesis. NCBI's taxonomy places the organism in Eukaryota, Metazoa, Chordata, Actinopteri, Anabantiformes, Osphronemidae. The record is from RefSeq and is a predicted model, not a curated record. The coding region runs from base 365 to 1756 and encodes 463 amino acids. Gene Ontology annotation, molecular function: RNA polymerase II cis-regulatory region sequence-specific DNA binding; DNA-binding transcription activator activity, RNA polymerase II-specific. The transcript is spliced from 8 exons.
AAUGCAAUUUGUAGGAUUAAUAAAGUUUUCAUAUUCUUAUUUCUAUUUAUUCUUAUUUUUAUUCCCAUUCUUAUUUCCUUGAUUCCACCCCCUCCCUUCUCCUCCUCCUCCUAGGGAGGACCGUGACGGUCUCACCUGUUUUUUCACUUCUUACCUGAGACUCAGAGCAGCAACACACGUCUCUCACUAGAAUAAAGUACGUCACUUAGGUUCUCUGAACUCUGGAUUCGGUUUUGAUUCGGCUUGGUUUGUGAGAGCUAAAUCUGGAAGACGGGAUCUGAAAUCCUAAAUGAUAUAGUUUAGAACCAAGAGGAUCCAGUCCAAGAGAAAGACCAGGGCACGGAUCGAGACCAGGACCAGGGGGAUGUCCCGGGCGGAGGAGCGCGACGAAGCGGACUGCGUGUGCUCGGUCGGGAUGAAGCUGACGUGGGACAUCAAUGACCCAAAGCUUCCACAGGACGUGAAGCAGUUUGACCCGUUCCAGGAGUGGACCGAUGGUUAUGUUCGGUACAUCUAUGGAGCUGAGGACAAGAACGCUCAGAGACACCUGUCAGGCUGGGCCAUGCGCAACACCAACAACCACAACUGUCAGAUCCUGAAGAAGUCCUGUCUGGGGGUGGUGGUCUGCUCCCGGGGCUGCACGCUGCCUGAUGGGUCCAGGCUGCAGCUACGCCCGGCCAUCUGUGACAAAGCCCGGCAGAAACAGCAGAAGAAGCUGUGUCCGAGCUGCAACGCAGCCCUGGAGCUGCUGCCCUGCCGCGGCCACAGCGGGUACCCUGUUACUAACUUCUGGAGGGUGGAUGGAAAGGCCGUCUUCUUCCAGGCAAAGGGGGUCCACGAUCAUCCCAGACCAGAAUCGAAGUCUGAAACUGAAGCCAGGAGAAGCUCUGUGAAGAGAAGAGUGAGUUCACCUCCAUUCACGCCCAAGAGACGCCUCAUUGAAACACAGGCACUGGGUUCGGCGCUCCUCUCCUGUGUGGAACCAGCAGACAGAAUCUCUUUCCUUGAACCAAACUUCCCCCAACAUUAUCCUGCGUUCCAGAGCCCAGAGCCCUACUACAACCCCCACAAUGCCCUGGGAGAGGCCCCCUCCACGCUGCAGAAACCCUCCAACCCCCGGCUUUACAUGGGUCGCCCCGGUUACGAGUUCCAGGGGUACCUGACCCCAUCAUCUUAUCCGGUCACUCCUGACCUCUGUGACCCCAGGGUGGCUCCUGUCCUGGGUACCUCCACUUCGUCUUCAUCAUCAGCGCCUCUCUCAUCCGCCCCCUCCACCUUUGAGACCCAGUCGAAGCCCCCUCCGAGCUGGAAGGAGCUGUUGAAGUCCUCGGCGCCCUACACUGACAACCACCACUACUACAGCACAGAGUACCCCUGCCGUUACUCGGCCAACCCCCCAGGGUCUCCAGCAGCACUGCAGACCAUCAUCACCACCACCACCAAGGUCUCCUACCAACCUUGUCCGAAACCUCCAGCAGCACUUCCGCCCUACCAGUCCUGUCCCAAACCACCUGCUGGGCUCCAGUCCUACCAGAACUGUGCUCCUCCCAAACCUCCAGGUCUCCCUAGCUGCUCAUCACUGCUGGACGAUGGUUCCUCCUCGUAUUCCACUGAGGUCAAAGUAACGGAAGAGUCCGGUGGGGUCAUCAAGUCUCUGUCCUUUCAACCUGAAGCUUUACAGACAAAGACAGAACGGGCUGAUGGCUACGACUACCGCUACGCCUACCCCAACACCUACCGUUAUGAGGACUACUAAUGCAGCACUACCUCCAACACUACAGAGACAAACCUGGAUCCAAGAGGACUUGGGCCCAUUGGACCUUUGGUCCAGUCAUACUUGUUUUCAAGUGAAGGUUUUUGUUUUUGUUUUUUUUUCAAUUCUUCCUCUUACCAAGGAUAAAAAUGUACACUUUUAAAAAAAGGUCCCAAAAAUACCAAAACAAACUAAUGAACCUUCAGGACUUUGUGUUUGUUUGCAUAUUUAUUAAAUAGUUUAGAGCAGCUGAAUGAACUGGACCAAGAGUGGAAAGACAAAUGAUUGAAGCCGUGAUUUUGGUGGAAGAUGAAACGGUUUGUCUCACAUCAAAGGCUCCAAAGACACAUGCCCUUUUGCUCUAAGUCUACAAAUGUAUGUUCCAGAACCACAGGGCCACACUUUAAAUAUGAAUGUAAAUAAGUAAAAAUGGUAUAAACUCUAAAAUACGUCUGGAUCCUUAAUUGAAGCGUGUUACAUUUUUCAGAGAUUCAAUAAAAGAUAAUAAAAUAACAGCUAAAUAUGAACCUACUUCAAAGACACUUAAUUAAUAGAAAUAAAAAGUGUUUGGAGUUCGGCUGCAACCAAGCAGAAAGAAAACAUCCUAAACAAAUGGGAUUGUUGCUAUGGUGAUGAUUUAGUGAGCCGGCAGAGGUGUCCACAGGUUCACCAGCAUCUCCCUGAUGGUCGGAGGAUCAAAGGAGGGUGUUUGGACGUGGACGGCUUUCAGUCUGUAUGAGUAAUAGAUGUUAUUUUGACAGGAGCACGUCGGGACAGGACUCUCAGCUGUCCUCGCUGUGAACCUUAAAGCUGAUGAGCCUCCUCUCUGUCACUACCUUCGUCAUUACACUGGCCGUUCACCCAGACACAAGCAGCCACAUUUUUUUAAACUUUAUGUUAUGUGGGAAUUAAAGUGUGCUUACAGGUGAGUGUCCACUGUUAGGAGGUAUGACCCCCAGGUGAGCACCAGCAGAUGGUACUGUAGCAUGAGGCCAGAGCCCAGCUCACGCCGGCCGCCUAGGUGAGUUCUCACCUGAGCAGUAGCUGACGACUGAAUGAAUUCGUCUGCAAGGUCGUUGUAGGUAAAUCAAGAAGAAUACAAGGGAAUUUAGCGUGGGAGGUUGGAAGUGGACACAAUGUCAAGUCGGACAAUGAAGUAGAACUGACUAAACAGACUGAUGUGUGAAUUAACUGUGAAAACAGCAGAACAGAUGCAGAACUAGAAUGAAAUAAGGUAUAAUAAACAGACGCAUCGCAGGUGAUGAUGAUUGAUCAUCC